CGAACACAAUUGUGGCACUUUCCCGUACGAAAACAGCACCGCCAUCGAUACGCGAGCGCAGGAGAGAUUUACCAAGAUUUUCAUUCCUCUCUGAAUCCGCGAGAGAGAGAGAGAGAGAGAGAUGAGAAACCACGGGCAUCGGAUCCCCCUGGAGGUGAUGGGAACCAUGAUCGAGAUGGCAGACGUCGCAUGGAAUGCCCUCGAGCAUCGCCGGGAGAGGAAAAUCGUCACAGCCGAGGUGGAAGAUGAGAUAGCGCGCCUUCACUCUGAGAACCACCGCCUCAAGGCUCUCCUCGCCGAGAACGCCCACCUUAUCCAUGACAUCUCGCAGAUUCCUUCUCUGAUCAACGAAUGUCCUUCCGAUCUAUAUUCACAACUCUUAGCUGCUGUGAACUCUACAAACUUCCUGGAAACAAUUGAAUCACUUGAUAAAAAGCUCAUAUCUGGAUCGAAAGCGGAUUUAUCAAACUCCAAAUACACAGAUCAGAAUGCUCCAGAUGUUUUGAUUCGUGAUGAUGAGGAUGAUUCUAGUUGUUGGGUCUUGGUUAUGCGUGAUGCGGUUCCAUAUAAUUUGGAGGAAAUGAGUGAAAUUGACACUGAAAAUUAUGUUAUAAUAACUGAGGAGAAUGUGGUUGAUGGCAUCGCCAACUUCAUGGCUAGAUGUAUUCUGGAAAAUCCAAAAUCUAAGAGCAUAUCACCACAGGAACUACAAAAAGCGGUCAGCAAGGCUUUGGGUGACAUGAAAGGCAGGAAUGUGUUGAAGAGCUUGUGGGACGCUGGAAUAGUCAUCUACACCUUAUCAACUUGGGGAAUAUUUCUAACAGGGCUAUACAGACACAGGGCUAUUGUCAAAUCUGCUGCUAAGGCCGCUCAUGCUUCCACCAAGUUUGUCCUAAAAGCUCUCUAAACUUGUAAAAAUUUAAUUAUAUUCACUAAAAAAUUGUAUUUAUUUAAUAUAUAUUAUUCUUUGAAUGUCAGUUUCUUAUCUUCUUUUCUUACAAUUUAGGGACAUUUACAUGCAUACCACCCAAUUCUUAUGUAUUUA
Phalaenopsis equestris is the source of this 1045-nucleotide messenger RNA. RefSeq lists its product as uncharacterized. Lineage: Eukaryota; Viridiplantae; Streptophyta; Magnoliopsida; Asparagales; Orchidaceae. The transcript is spliced from 7 exons. The record is from RefSeq and is a predicted model, not a curated record. Bases 122 to 907 code for a protein of 261 amino acids.